UGAUGAUUGGCGUAGGAAUGGAAGACUGGUGACCGACAGUUUUUUUAUCCCUUUUGAUUAUUUAUGAUGAUAAGUCCCAUAUCCCACGUGAAGCAAACUUUAAGAGGUCAAACCAUGAGAAACGUGGUAAGCGCCCCCACGCUCUGUUCCUGCCUCAAUGCCUCUCUUGCCGGCUCUCUGUUUUCCUUCUAUGUUUUCAUCAUUUUUUUUCUUACCCAUUUUGACUUUUGCCAUUCUUGAUACUUCUACUACUUAUUACAGUGCACCAAUUUCGAAGAACAUUUACAGCAUUACUUGUGGGUGAAUUGUUUUACCAAUUAACUGUGUUGUAUGAAGGGUACAUCUGGAUGUUCAAAUCCCUCUUCUUGCUUGUGAUGGUCGGUUGAUAAUUACUUCUUUCUCUACUGCUUUUUCUGGAGGAAGAUAUGGUUCUGAAGCAGCGGUUUUUGUUGCAGAAAGUUCUGUUCUUUCUCAGUGCAUUCUCACUCCUAGCAUCUGCCGCAGCAGGUGGCAAUCUACCCAAGAUUUUGAGUCCCUUCCAUCAUUCACACAAACCUUCUAACUCAACAUUUAAGCAUCAUUUUAAGAAAUGGAUGCACAGAUUUGCAUUUCCACCAUCACAUGCACCCUCUGGCUACAAUCAAGGAAGACAUGAAUUUAACAAGUUUGCUCCUGAGCCUAGCUGGCAAGGGCAUUGGCCUUCAAUGUCUCCAUCUCAGUCUUCCUUUGCUUCAUCACCAAGUGGUUCGCUAGCACCUCAGCCAUCAUCAAUGGUUCCAUCAAGCCAUUUAAAUAUUCCAGCGCCUCAACCCACUAGUUCUCAUAGUUCUUGGAAAAGGAAGAUGACUCCACCACCAUUGCCACCCUUGACACUACCGCCACCACCUCCUAAUCAAGAUUGUGAAUCAAUGACAUGCACUGAGCCUCAAACAUACGCACCUCCCGGGUCACCAUGCGCUUGUGUGUUCCCUAUCAAAGUUGCAAUCCGCCUCAGUGUUACCCUAUAUGCAUUUUUCCCACUGGUGUCCGAGCUUUCUAAGGAAAUAGCAACUGCUGCUGUGCUGAAACAAAGUCAAGUGCGCAUCAUGGGAGCAAAUGCUGUAAAUAAAGAGCUUGAAAAAACCAUUGUGCUUGUCAACUUGGUUCCUUCGGAGGACAAAUUCAAUGCUGCAACAGCAUUUGCAAUCUAUGCUAUGUUCUGGAGGAGGGAGGUUUUGAUCAAGACAUCAUUAUUUGGUUCCUAUGAAGUGGUUUAUGUCCACUAUCCAGGGUUACCACCGUCUCCACCUUCAUCCGGGUCUUUCAUUAGUGAUAAACCCCUUCCUGGAAAAGGAAUGGAUGGAAGUGCAAUAAAACCUUUGGGAGUAGACAUAUCAAGGGAAAAAAAGAAAGGGGUUAGGAUCAAUAUGAUUUCUACAAUAGUUCUAUCGUUUGCGAUUGCCUUUGUCAUUUCUCUGGGAGUUGUUUGGCUUCUAUGCCUAAAACACAGACGGCGUACAUCUGUGCAUGUGCAAACUCCGCAUAAUUUGGGAUCUUAUAAGGGGAAAGCAUCAGGUUCUGUUGGCUAUUUAAUAGGUAAAAGUAAGCCCAACUCAACUCCAAUAUCAUCCUUCAGCUCUAGCAUUUUAGCAUACGCCGGGACAGCAAAGAUUUUCAGUGCAUCUGAUAUAGAAAGAGUGACCAAUAAAUUCAAUGCCGUCCUAGGGGAAGGCGGCUUUGGACUUGUAUACAGUGGCAUUCUUGAAGAUGGAAGGGAGGUGGCAGUGAAGAUUCUAAAGAGGGUUGAUCGGAAUGGAAGCCGUGAGUUUAUGGCUGAAGUUGAGAUGCUGAGUCGUCUGCACCACAGGAACUUGGUGAAACUGAUAGGCAUCUGCACAGAGGACAGGUGUCGUUGCCUGGUAUACGAACUUGUUCCUAAUGGGAGUGUGCAGUCUCAUCUACACGGGGUUGAUAAAGAGGCCUCCCCGCUUGAUUGGUAUGCUAGGGUCAAGAUUGCAUUAGGUGCAGCUCAAGGGUUGGCCUACUUGCAUGAAGACUCUAAUCCCCUCGUAAUACACAGGGACUUCAAGUCAAGCAAUAUACUAUUAGAAAAUGACUUCACUCCAAAAGUUUCAGAUUUUGGUUUAGCUAGAUCAGCAAUGGAUGAGGGAAAGAGGUCAACUCAUGUUGUGGGUACUUUUGGGUAUGUAGCUCCCGAAUAUGCCAUGACCGGCCACCUCCUUGUAAAAAGUGACGUGUACAGUUACGGUGUAGUUCUCCUUGAGCUUUUGAGCGGGCGGAAGCCUGUGGAUUUAUCACAACCACCAGGUCAAGAGAAUCUCGUAGCGUGGGCCCGUCCGCUGCUCACAACACUGGAAGGCUUACAAAUUCUUAUAGAUCCAAGUAUCAAGUCAUCAGACAUUCCAUUUGAAGGUAUGAUCAAAUUUGCAGCAAUAGCGGCCAUGUGUGUCCAACCGGAUUCGUCUCACCGUCCCUUUAUGGGCGAAGUUGUUCAAGCGUUGAAAUUCAUUCACAACGAGCUUGAUGAGGCUAGAGGCCAGCACGACUUAUUCGUUGCUACGAAGGCCAAUGUAGCGAUCUCUGUGGGUGGUUCUGCUGUGGAUGCUAGGAUGCCAUUGUCAGUAGGAGAUUUGGAGUGUUCAUCAGCUAGAUUUGAAGCAGUGUCAGAGUUUGAGCCUAGCAGAAGGGAAUUCUACUCUGCUCCAUUAGGAAUGAGUGCAAAAAGGAGCUUCUGGCAAUUACCCAAAAUAAUGUCCAAGGGGAGAAGCAUGACUGCGUAAGUUAGGGCUCAACUGAGUCACCAUGAUUUAAUCACCACUUACUCUGUCGAAGUGGUGUGUGGGGCACCGGGAUGGGUGGUUUCGCUUUUUGGUUCAGGAGUGUAAUAGUAUAUAUAGGUCUAGAACUUGUAAUUAUAUAAGUCACCUAUUAGGUUCUAUUUCACAUUGCUAAUUCUGUCAAUAUUUGUUGAUCUUGCUUAAGGCAGCUCUCUUGUGUCUUUUCCUUUUUAUCGUCUCCUAGUCUACUAGAGAUAUUUGACAUGCUCACUUGCCCGCCUUGGACAUUGGUCUUCAGUUCUUGGACGUAUAACUGUAAGCUGAGCUAGAAAUAUUAUUUUUUUGUGUAAUUUUAGAGUCCAUUUGGUAACACCUUUUCUUCUUAUGCGCCUUGCAGGCAUCAUUGUAGGCAACAACAAUUUCACAUG
Cuscuta epithymum is the source of this 3205-nucleotide messenger RNA. NCBI's taxonomy places the organism in Eukaryota, Viridiplantae, Streptophyta, Magnoliopsida, Solanales, Convolvulaceae. The record is from the annotation of a GenBank genome assembly.